AUGAUGAAGGCUAAAAAUCUAACUAUUGAAAGGACUGAAAAUCCUAAGCCAAAACCUGCUGAGAAAGAUUUAAUAUUUGGUCACAACACAACUGAUCAUAUGCUUACCAUAGAAUGGCAUAAAGAUAUAGGAUGGAAAGAACCUCGUAUUGGCCCAAUACGUGAUUUGCAGAUUUCUCCAGUAGCAAAAGUUUUCCAUUAUUCACUUGAGACUUUUGAAGGUAUGAAAGCAUAUAAAGGUACUGAUGGUAGAAUAAGAUUAUUCAGACCCCAACUCAAUAUGGAAAGAAUGAACAAAAGCGCUCAGAGCUUGGGUCUUCCUGGAUUUUCUGGAGAUCAAUUUCUUGAAUGUCUGAAAGAAUUACUUAAAACUGAUAUGGAUUGGGUACCUGAAUCUAAGAAUGCUUCACUUUAUAUCAGGCCAACUAUGAUUGGAACAGAUCCUACUUUAGGUGUUAAAACCAGCAAAUCAGCAUUACUGUAUAUCAUUCUUUGUCCGGUUGGAGCAUACUUUACCACCGGUGUCCUUAAUCCCAUUGCUUUAUGGGCUGAUACUGAAUUUAUUCGUGCGUGGCCUGGCGGUUUAGGAUGGGCAAAAGUUGGAGGCAAUUAUGGUCCAACUGUAGCCCCUUUAAAUAGAGCUGAGAAGCACGGUUGCCAACAGGUUCUUUGGUUAUAUGGCAAGGAGCACAGCGUAACUGAAAUUGGCACAAUGAACAUUUUUAUGUAUUGGAUUAACGAAAAUGGGGAAAAAGAGCUCAGGACUCCACCGCUGAAUGGAUUAAUUUUACCUGGUAUUACUCGUUUGUCUCUGCUUGAUAUCGCUAGGCAAUGGGAUGGUAUAAAAGUUGUAGAAGAAGACUUUACAAUGAAAGAUGUGGUACAAGCUAGCAAAGAAGAUAGGUUAUUAGAAAUUUUUGGUGCUGGAACGGCUUGUGUUGUUAGCCCGGUCGAUAAAAUAUUAUAUAAAGAUCAUGAAAUUUUAUUACCUACGGCUAGUGAGGGGCAAUCUAUUGCAGAAAGGUUAUAUCGUCAAAUCAUAGAUAUUCAAUAUGGAAUCAUUGAUAGUGAUUGGUCUAUUCCGGUUUAA
Molecule: messenger RNA, 1089 nt
Organism: Trichoplax adhaerens
Lineage: Eukaryota; Metazoa; Placozoa; Uniplacotomia; Trichoplacea; Trichoplacidae
Exons: 12
Coding region: 1-1089 (362 amino acids)
Biological process (GO): L-valine biosynthetic process; L-leucine biosynthetic process
Cellular component (GO): mitochondrion
Molecular function (GO): branched-chain-amino-acid:2-oxoglutarate transaminase activity
Source: RefSeq, a predicted model, not a curated record